UCUAAUUCAUCACUUAUUUAGAUAACACCAUCAUAACUAAUCGUAAGUUCUAUAAUAUAACAAUUUCAUCAUAGCCAUGAAAAUAAUUUUUGUAAUCUCAACAACCAUUAUAAGCGUGGUUUUGGGCUUAGAUUUGACCAAAAGUACUGUAACUGAUGGGAAAUUAUUUAGAAGAAAUAUAUUCCAGGAUGCAUCUAAGACAGCACCCGGAGUGGAUUGUGCAAAUAUAGUGGGUAGUAAUAAGGCUGUAGAUAGCGCUGCAGCAGUAAAUUCUGCUGCAACAAAUAGUGCUUCAAAAACGACUAAUGGUGCAAAGAACACAGCUGGAAUGAUGAAACCAAAUGAAAUACAACAGGGAGGAGUAUCUACUGCCACUGGUAUAGCUUCUACUGCAACUGGAUGCGCUAGUAUAAUGAAACGAGACACAUAUAGUCAACCAUCAUUAAAUAAACAAUGCAAGUUGAAUAAGGAACAAAGUAUUUCGUCAUCGGAUGCAUCACUUGAUGAGGUUGAAAUUAAAAACGGAAAAGAAACGGAAAAAGUAAUUGAUAAAUCAUUGAAUUCCGCGGCAGAAGUACAAUGUUCUUCUAACGACGAGAUUAACAAAUCGGUAAAUAAAAAUAGCGAAUCUUCGUCUUCAUCAUCUGACUGCGGAUGUGAGAAAAUCGGUGAAUCAGUAAAUAAUAAUAUCCAGUGAUUAAUAUUUGAUACUCACCAUUUUGUAUCAAAAGGCGAAAAUAACUAUCGUUUUUAAAUUUAAAUUAAAAUAUAAAGCAUUUAAUUUAUAAAGUCAAAUGUUUAUUUAGAACUGUUUAUUUGAAUUGUCUAUCAAGAAUCGUAUUAUAUAAUCGUAUGAUAUAUUACUAAAAUAUUCAAUAAACGUAUAUUGAUUGUUAAUAA
This is a messenger RNA of Sipha flava (yellow sugarcane aphid), 900 nucleotides long. RefSeq lists its product as uncharacterized. The record is from RefSeq and is a predicted model, not a curated record. The transcript has 5 exons. NCBI's taxonomy places the organism in Eukaryota, Metazoa, Arthropoda, Insecta, Hemiptera, Aphididae. Bases 77 to 697 code for a protein of 206 amino acids.